GCACGGAUACAUCUGUCUAGAGACACAUCGAGAAAGUUAUUGAGCAGCGGGGCAACGGAGUCGCGUGCUGCGAUACGGUCAGUCAUCUGCACUCGUACAGUUCAUCUUUGUAUUUUAUCACCUGAUUCAUCUCGAUGAGUGAAAAUAGUUUAGCAAAAGAAACUCAAGAAUCCGGAGAAAGUGAUUUGCGCAAAGGAGAAGAAUUUGGAGCUGAAAGUGUAGAAACUUAUUCUAAAAAUGGUAGGGAUUCAAUUGAUAGGAUCAGUGCAUUGCCGGAUUGCUUACUUGUUCACAUCAUAUCUGUUCUGGGUGUGAAGAAAGCUGCUGCUACAAGUAUUUUGGCUAAAAGAUGGCAGUUUCUUUGGGCUGAAUUGCGGAGCCUUGAAUUUGAAUUCUAUCAUUGGGGUAAAUUUAAGGAAGCUAACAAUACAACUGACUUUGUGGCUUGGGUUAAUAGCAUCAUCGCUACUCGUCCUGGAAAUUAUCUUGAGAAGUUGAAGGUUGCUUUCAAGUACGAGAAUUGCUUUGCUCCAGAUGUUGAUAACUGGCUGGAGUUUGCCGUAAAAAAUAAGGUCAAACAAGUCACUUUGAACACUAGCUUCAGAGAACACUGUUACACUCUUGGUGAAAUAAUGUAUUGUAAUUCAUCAUUGACAUCAUUGUCUUUGGAAGGUUGCAUUUUGGUUCCUGAAAGAACAAUCGAGUGGUCAUCUCUGACUAAAUUACAGAUAUCAAGUGUGGAUUUGCCUCAGUGUGUAGUUGAAAAGAUAUUAUCAGGCUGUCCAGUUUUGAAUUCUUUGGAUCUGAGUCAUUGUUGGGGUUUCACUUGUUUGGAGAUCAACUCUAAAAACCUCUGUGAGCUGCGUGUGUGGGAAUCUGAACAUGGAAGUGAUCCUUUCUUGCAAAUUUCUGCACCCUAUAUAAAAGAUUUGAAUCUUUGGUUGUCCUCCGUACAAAGACAGUUCAAGCUCAAAAACAUUUCAUCUCUUGUUAGUUCUACUUUUAAUCAUUCUGAUCUAUCGGGGCACUUGACCUCUGAGGAUGUGCGUAAUAUGAAGGAAGUUUUUGAAAAGAUUCACCAUGUUAAGAAGCUUGAUUUGGGGCCCGGACCCAUUAAGCGCUACUAGGCUCUAGCAGUGCUGGUGCUUAAUGGUUGGCAGCUUCCAAAAUAUAAGCUAAGGUGCUUGAAAAUAGAAUUGGUAUCUGAAGCUUCAGAAACCAUACCUGGCAUUUUGGGUCUGCUGGAAUCUUCUCCAGACAUUGAGACAUUGGUCAUAGAUUCUGAUGACCCCUAUGGGGCUUGUCUAAAUAUUUUGCGAUUCUAGUUGGACUAUGACUGGGCCCCACCUGCAAAGGAUAAUUUGGUUUGCGACUUGUUGCAUUUGAAGACGAUCAAAAUGUUUAGCUUGGCAGAUCCAGACCUUGAUGGUGAACCAAUGCUCACAUUGGCCCGAAUCCUUCUUAAGAGGACUCCGAUAUUGGAAGAUAUGGGCAUAUAUGUUGGUACUGAAGAUACAAAUGACUUUGUCAAGAUAGGACAAACCCUUCUCAAUUACCCUAGAUCCUCACCGAAGGCUGUCAUCCAUCUAUAUUAGAUUGUUGGCUUUUGUGUGUUCAAUUUCUCUACUAUGUAAACUGUAAAGCAUUUAGUAUUCUCUACUUGUUAGUUCUAGUUUGACUAACUUGCUUCUAGUGGGAUGAUUUUUCUACAUCGUAUUUAAAACAUUUUCAGUACUUGUGGUGCAGAACUGCAAAUUAUAGUAACGUAUACC
Messenger RNA from Cuscuta europaea, 1772 nucleotides. Lineage: Eukaryota; Viridiplantae; Streptophyta; Magnoliopsida; Solanales; Convolvulaceae. The record is from the annotation of a GenBank genome assembly.